AUGCGUGUCGGCAGUCUUCUCCGACUGCUCGUUGCGGCGGCGGUAUUCGUCGAGGGAGCCCGAAACGUCAGCCAGUCAUCGGAUGACGGAGAGGGAAGUGUCAGCCAGCCGUCAGAUGACGGAAAUGUUAGCCAGUCGUCGGAUGAAGGAGACGAAAAUUUCAACCAAGAGUCGAAUGAUUCUCAUCUCGCCGGCCCGUCGGAAAAUACUCAGCUUGCUGCCGCCGGCUCUCUACACUCUCUCAAGGGCAUCCUUCUGCUACUCAAGUCCGUAGCUGCAAUUGGCGAACAGGAAUUCCUAGGAGCUUUGCAGUCGAUUUGCAAGGCCGGGAGGAGCGAACACGAACACCCCGAAGUCUGUGACGGCUACAUGAAGUCCCAAUACAAGGCCAUAAUUAGAGUGGUCCGGCAGGCGAGACUAUAUGAACCUACCUCCAAAAUUUUCUGCAAUGCCGUCUUCGGUCUCUGUCCUAUCCCCAGGGCGAAGCAAUUCGUCCCCUCCGUUCAAAAGCCAAGAGAGUACUCGCGUCCAGAGACGAGCGGGAAGACGCUGCUCAAAGUUGUGCACUUUUCGGACAUGAACAUCGACCCCCAUUACACGGUAGGCGCCAGCACGGAUUGCAACAGGCCAAUCUGCUGUCGGUCAUACGACGAGGAUGACGCUCCAGGUGUAACCAUGAAUCCCGCCGGCAUCUUUGGUCACCACAACUGUGAUACCCCCGUUAGUCUCGAGAAGAGCAUGUACGACGCCAUUCACCGGCUCGUUCCCGAUGUCGCCUUUACACUCUUUACCGGAAACAUUAUGCAUCACGCGGCCUGGAACACAACCAAGAAGGCCAACGCUGUACACCUUCGCGCCGCCAUGGGCAGGAUGGACGACAACCUCGACGUCGUGUACGGGACCGUCGGCAACCUUGACUCCAGCCCCGCCAACCUCUACCCGUCCUCCCGUUACUCCAAGGGCAUCAAGCCCAAGGCGAGGUCGUCCAAGUGGGUGUACGAGCUGUUCGAGCCCUGGUGGACGAAAUGGGCCGGCAACCUGGCCAUCAUGGACACCCGGACCCGCGGCGCCUACUGGGCCCGGUUCAUGGCCGGCCACGGCCGCCAAUUCAAGCUCAAGUCCAGCCGGCUCAAGGUCAUCGCGCUCAACACCAACCACUACUACCGCUACAACUUUGACAGCCUCCGCGAGCCCAUGGAGAAGGACCCGAGCAAGCAGUGGGACUGGCUCGCGUACCACCUCGACACGGCCGAGGCGGACGGCGAGCGCGUCUGGAUCACCGGCCACUCGUCGUUCGGCCACGUCGACACGCUGCACGACUCCUCCUGGACCUUCAACAAGAUCGUCAACCGCUACAGCCACCUCAUCGGCGGCAUGUUCUUCGGCCACACCCUCCAGGACCACUUCGAGCUGCACUACCGCGACUACGACAACCGCAACCACACCAACGCCCGCGCCGUCUCCUACAUGGCGCCCUCGCUGACGCCCCUCUCCGGCAUGCCCUCCUUCCGCGUCUACCACGUUGACAUGGACACCUGGGGCAUCAUCGACGUCGUCCAGUACGUCGCCGACAUGGAGGACCCGGGCUGGGCCACCGAGGGGCCCAAGUGGAAGAAGUACUACUCCGCCCAGGAGAUCUACGGCCCGCUCGUCCCGGGCUUUAAGACCGACGGGCCCUUCCCCCACGAGCUCUCCCCGGCGUUUUGGCACAACGUCACCGAGGUCCUGCAGCGCAACGAGACGGCGUUUGACGAGUACAUCGCCCGCAAGACGCAGGGCUGGAACGUCAAGGAGUGCAGGGGCAAGUGCCGCGAUGACGAGAUCUGUAGGCUGCGCGCGGGCCGCGCCAGCAACAACUGCUACGACGUCGGCCACGUGCCCCCGAAGCAGCAGCUGAAGAGGGACGGCGGCGGGGCCGCGGAGGAGCGCGAUGGCCUUUCCUUCGCGGCGACGGUGCUUCGCGGCCUCGCGACCGACAAGGCGACGCUGCGGAAGCUCAAGGGGCUCUCGAAUAAGCUCGGCGCCUCGAUAAAUGCAACCACGUUCAGCGCCGAGAGAGGCUGGUUCUGA
Messenger RNA from Cordyceps fumosorosea ARSEF 2679, 2070 nucleotides. RefSeq lists its product as hypothetical. The record is from RefSeq and is a predicted model, not a curated record. The coding region runs from base 1 to 2070 and encodes 689 amino acids. NCBI's taxonomy places the organism in Eukaryota, Fungi, Ascomycota, Sordariomycetes, Hypocreales, Cordycipitaceae. The transcript has 5 exons.